Molecule: messenger RNA, 498 nt
Organism: Meira miltonrushii
Lineage: Eukaryota; Fungi; Basidiomycota; Exobasidiomycetes; Exobasidiales; Brachybasidiaceae
Exons: 1
Coding region: 1-498 (165 amino acids)
Source: RefSeq, a predicted model, not a curated record
AUGUUUUCUUCCAAAGCAGCCUUGGUCGUCCUUUCAUGCCUUGCAUUCAGUGCAACAAAUGCAAGUCCAUUAAACAAACGUGUUGAAGGUCCUGCUCCAUGCUCACAAGCGGGUAAUGGUAAAUUUGGAACAUUCAGCGUUUCACCUUCAAAGAACGUUGUUAAAGGUCAACCAAUUCAAAUUAAAUAUCAACAAAAUUGCGCAGUAGAAGGAGAUGUUUAUCCUUCAAGUUUAUUUGUUGCAAUUAAUGGAGAAGGUAAUGAUCCAUUACAAUUUGUUGCUUCUUUGGCUAUUCCUCCACAAGAAUAUGGUCAACCGAUCGUUUUGGAUACCGUUGUUCCUGAUGGUCCUUUACAAUUUGGAAAUGGAAGCGAUUUAACAAUUUCAGGUACCAUUCAAUACAAACGUAAAGAGGUUCCUGAUGUUACCUACCUUUUCGAACAUCAACAACCUUUCUCGAUCAAUGAAGCCGCAUCUCCUUAUCAAGGUGAAAGCUGA